Messenger RNA from Pelecanus crispus (Dalmatian pelican), 1468 nucleotides. NCBI's taxonomy places the organism in Eukaryota, Metazoa, Chordata, Aves, Pelecaniformes, Pelecanidae. The record is from RefSeq and is a predicted model, not a curated record.
UGGUAUGGAAGGAGCUUGACUAUGGCUCCCUGACAGAGGCUGAGAAACAAAUGCUUGUUUCGGAAGUGAAUUUGCUCCGCGAGCUGAGACACCCGAACAUCGUCCGGUAUUACGAUCGGAUCAUUGACAGAAGCAGCACAACCCUGUACAUCGUGAUGGAGUACUGUGACGGGGGUGACCUGGCUAGCUUAAUUGCCAGGUGCACAAAAGAAAGGUAUUACUUGGAAGAAAGCUUUGUUCUCAGAGUAUUGACUCAAUUGACAUUGGCCUUGAAGGAAUGUCACAGACGGAGUGAUGGUGGAGUCACUGUGCAUCGUGACCUAAAACCGGCAAAUGUCUUCCUAGAUGGCAAGCAGAAUGUGAAACUUGGAGAUUUUGGACUGGCUAGAAUAUUGCACCAUGACACCAGCUUUGCCAAAACAUUUGUUGGAACUCCAUAUUAUAUGUCUCCAGAACAAAUGAACCACAUGUCAUACAAUGAAAAAUCUGACAUCUGGUCUCUAGGAUGUCUCCUGUAUGAAUUAUGUGCACUCUCGCCUCCUUUUAGAGCUUACAACCAAAAGGAGUUGGCGGAAAAGAUAAGGGAAGGGAAGUUUAGACGAAUACCAUAUCGUUACUCAGAGCAGUUGAAUGAACUUCUCAAAGAGAUGCUGAAUGUAAAGGAUUAUUGCCGACCUUCUGUUGAAGAAAUUCUGCAGCACCCCUUGGUAGCAGACUUGGUGACAGAAGAACAAAGGCAAAAUUCUGAUAAAAGAGGCCGGAGAUCAUGGGAGCCAGAAAGGCUGCAGCAUUCAGAUGCUGCAGUGAAUGAACUGAAACGGAAGGAACAACAAUUACAGGAGCGAGAACAAGCCAUUAAAGAGAGAGAGCAGCGUUUGGAGCAGAGAGAACGGGAACUCUGCGUUCGAGAGAGACUGGCAGAGGACAAACUUGCUAGAGCUGAAAACUUGAUGAGGAACUACAAUCUCUACAAGCAGCAGAGGACAUUAGCUUGUGCAGAUGUUCCAGAUAAUGCACUCCUGCUCCCCUUUUCUACAACCAAGAAGAAAGUAUACUUUGAUGGAAGUGAAGAGAAUGCUGUGCCUCCUGUUAAUCUGGAAAACUAUCCCCUUUCCAAAGGGAAAUGCUCUGAUCUCAAAAAACGUCUAUAUGCUGCAAAUCUACGGGCUCAAGCACUGUCUGAACUGGAAAAAAACUAUCAAAUAAAGAGUAGACAAAUCUUGGGCAUGCGCUGAAACUGUAACAUAGAUGUACAGUAUUUAACUUUUUAGAAUUGAUUAAAUGUAUAGGAAGAUACUGUGCUUCCUCCUUUUAAGCUGGAACCUACUGAAAAUAUAUUUUUACAGUUGUUAUACAAACUCUUAGUCUAUGAUAGGUAGUUCAUGAUAAGGGCAUAAGAGAUUAUAUUAUGAAAACAGGUAGUUUUGAUACCAAAUCAAACAAGCUCUAUGAAUUGUAUUAUUAAAGA